Molecule: messenger RNA, 348 nt
Organism: Aaosphaeria arxii CBS 175.79
Lineage: Eukaryota; Fungi; Ascomycota; Dothideomycetes; Pleosporales
Exons: 1
Coding region: 24-203 (59 amino acids)
Source: RefSeq, a predicted model, not a curated record
CUCGCCCGCAUCUCGAGCCCCCCAUGCGAGGUACCAACACGCCGCGUAAUACAAAAACCCCAGAUUUUCCUUUCAUCCUAGGCUCAGUUGCUCCGCCACAAGGUUUUUCCAGCUGUUCACGCAAUAUGAUUCCCGGAACUUGGGUAGAUUUUCCGAGAGUCAGAUGUACUAUCCGCUUCGGGCUAUCUAAGUUCCACCUAUAGAUGCCCAUGCCGAUGGUUGGACGGACGCUUUCCGCCAUGCAUUCUGUUCAUCGACUGGCCUUUUGUUGUACGAUGGGCUUUCCAUUCGUGCGGUAACUAUGUACUGUACUUGCUUUUUUCGCCAUCGGAUAGGAUGCCGCACUGU